Molecule: messenger RNA, 243 nt
Organism: Zychaea mexicana
Lineage: Eukaryota; Fungi; Mucoromycota; Mucoromycetes; Mucorales; Lichtheimiaceae
Exons: 3
Coding region: 1-243 (80 amino acids)
Source: RefSeq, a predicted model, not a curated record
AUGAGUGAACCUGAUAACUAUAUAACCGAAGAUGCCGAGCAACGAGAAUUGCUUGUUAGCAAUGUUCUUCAACUUCAAACACAACUACGUGUGGAUUCUGCAAAAAGUGAGCAUCACUCAUUGUUGACCGAGAACCAAAUGCUGCAAAAAUACAUUAACAACUCGCUUACGUCGACUGCUGUAUUUGGGGCUACGCAGACCAAUGCAGGUGCAUCGUCGCUAGCCAACAAGUCGUCGGAUUAA